AUGUCCUCUAUAAAAAAGUCUGUGUUGGUGUCCGUUAUUUUUGCUCUAAUUAAAGUUGCUGAAACAAUUACUUAUCAGACACAAGUCUGUCUCCGCCCCGGAACUGACGUCAUUGUACAACUUUUUGAGUGGAAAUGGGACGAUAUUGCUAAGGAGUGUGAGAAUUUCCUUGGUCCGAAACACUUUUGUGCUGUUCAGGUGUCUCCUCCAAAUGAGAACCGAAUUAUUGUGAACAGUACUCACAAUCGUCCGUGGUUAGAAAGAUAUGAACCUGUUUCUUACAAGAUACAAACUAGAAGUGGAAAUGAAAGCCAAUUUCGUGACAUGGUCAGAAGAUGUAACAACGUUCAAGUCAGUGUAUAUGCUGACAUAGUCAUUAAUCACAUGACUGAUGUUAAUCACCAUGGUUACGGUACCGGAAACUCGGUUUAUCACGGAGAACAACGAACGUACCCGACUGUUCCCUAUGGCGGAUGGGAUUUUCACGACUCACUUCAUUGCCAUACGAAAGAUUUAAACAUAGAAACCUAUUCCAAUCCAGAGGAAGUACGGAACUGUCAAUUAGAAGGAAAGGCAGACAUUAACCACGGGAGACGUUUUGUCCAAGAUUCAAUUGUCGAUUUUCUAAAUAAAUUGAUAGAUCUUGGAGUUUCGGGAUUUCGAAUUAGUAAUGCAAAAUACAUGUGGCCUGAGCAACUCCAGACAAUAUUUGACAGACUGAAAGAUAUAAAAUCAAUAAAUGGCGACCUAGUCCGACCUUUCCUGUACCACGAAUUUGAUGAAAAACCAGGAGACGCUGUACAAAUGUCGGAGUAUUUCAGUAUAGGGAAAGUAGAGUAUGAAAACUAUGGUGUCGCAAUGACAAGUCUGAUAAGAAAUCACAGCUUGAAGACUUUCCAUACAAAUUGGGGAACAUUACAUGGAAUGCCAUCUCCUAGCAACAUAGUGACUUUCAUUGAUGACCAAGUAAAACAGAGAGAUAUUUUACAGCCAGUAUUUACUCAUACCGAUCGCAGAAUGUACGAGGUUCUUAAUGUUCUGAUGCUUGCCUAUCCUUACGGAAUUCCACGCUUGUUUAGUGGAUAUUCGUUUACUAAGUAUGUUUAUAUAUACACAAAAAUGUAA
Messenger RNA from Saccostrea echinata, 1125 nucleotides. Its product is annotated as alpha-amylase-like. Gene Ontology annotation, biological process: carbohydrate metabolic process. Bases 1 to 1125 code for a protein of 374 amino acids. Gene Ontology annotation, molecular function: cation binding; alpha-amylase activity. The record is from RefSeq and is a predicted model, not a curated record. The transcript is spliced from 6 exons. NCBI's taxonomy places the organism in Eukaryota, Metazoa, Mollusca, Bivalvia, Ostreida, Ostreidae.